CAUAACCGCAGACAGCCAUUUUGUCUGAAAAGUCGUAAAUAGUGUGGACUAAAACUUUUUAUCGCCAUUUAGCUCAAUUGGUAUCAAAUUAGCAGUAAAGUCUGACUUGGAUGGUGUGCCAUUUCAAUGGCAGGCUGAAAAUCCAAAAAUGAACACAGCAGAUGAUCCUGCUCAUACAGGCUUUAGUGAAGGUCAGAGCUUAUUGCAAGAUCAUGCUGUACAGCAUGUUAAUGAAGCAGAAGUUGUUAAAGAUGGAUGUGAGGAAGAUUUACAUGGUGAAAAGGCGGAAGAAGCACAAAAUGUUGUAGAUAAUGUUUUAGAAACUCCUGUAAAGACCUGUUCCAAUGUGGAAACAAAGGGAAGUACACAGAGUGAACAAGGUGAUGUUGCUGCAAGAAGUGUUUCCGUCACCUCCCAUGAUAUAACUUCUCAGGAGAAGAAAGAGUCAGAGGCAGAAAUUGGAACAUGCCACGGUUUAGAGCCAUGUUCUCCAUCUGAAAUACCUCUUCCUGACGAGUUAGAUGUACCAGCUAACGAGUUGGAUGUACCAGCUAUUGAUAAUAACACAGCAGAUGAUGCAGAUGCUUCAACUGGAAAUGUAAAACACACCAGUGAACCACAGAAGAGUGAUUGCGAUAAUGUUUUAAUUAGCAUUAAAGAUACUACACCUGGUUCUUCAAAUGGCAGUGCUGAUAUCAUAUGUACAAACCAAUUUCCUGAAAAAGACCAACUUGAUCAUAACAAUGAAGAUGGUAAUUCUAGUAAUGGAAAUAAAAACGAUACCAUUAAUUUUGAAAAAAGUGUCGAGGAUGAUGCUGAUGGACUGCCAGUUAAAGACACUGGAAACCUAUCUAAAGAAGUUUCAUUGCAUGAUACAGAAUUUGUAUCAACCCCUCAGUUGCCAAAUAAUGACAACAAACCUAGUGACAUUCGGAAUGGUGAUACUGAAGCUCAGCCUUAUUCCUCUACGGAAAAUAAAGGUCAAAAGGCGGAAGUAGCUGUAGCCGAAAUAGCAACUUCAUGCAAAGACAUAGAACAGAAUGAAGAAUCCCAAGAUGAAUGCCAGAUUGGUACUAUUGAAGCAUCCUUGACAGAGUACUUCAGUUCUCAGGAAAAUGAAGGGAAUGAAUCUUCUGAACAACAAAUUGAUGUUGAAGGUGCUAAUAAACAUGUUGGUGAAGAUGAAAGUUCUGAUGAGCAGUCAAAUAAAGAAUCAGAUGACAUUCUUAAUGAUGGUAAAGUAAUCAACAGUGGAAAUGAACAACCGCAUUCUGGUUGUAGUAAUGAUGAACAAAAAGUCAAUGAGGCAUCAGAUGAUCAAAACUCAACUACUCAUAAACACAAAGGUGAUGUUGCAAAACCUACUUUGUCCAAUAAAGACAAACUAGAUGAGAAUUCAAGUAUUCAGGAAAAAGAUCAAAAUAUUGUCUUACAAACUGAACAAUCUGAAACUAAUAAUGGGAUUAUUGAUUCUAAAUCUGAUACUUCAGAAGAUUGUCAAGUAAGUGCAACAAUCAGUAAAGGCAGAACCAGUAGAUCUUCAAGUGAAUCGAGGAAUGUGUUCCAAAUGUUUCCAGUUCAGCAAGAUGCAAGUCAUAUGGAUUCUGUUAAAGAUGAAGUAAAUGAUGAAAAAGCAAGUAAUUCUGAAGUCACAAACAGUGUAAAUAUUAGCAAUGAUUAUAUUGGUUCAUUUGAAACAUUUAUUAAGAAACAAACAGAUGUUGGAAGUAAGAAUUCAACAAAAUGUCAACGAAAGCCAAUCUUCAAACCUAAAAGUGGAAGAAGACAUAGAAGUUUAGAUAAAAGCUGCCAAGAAGAAGUUUUUGUUUCAAAAGAAAAUAUUAUUGAGAAAGCUAAAUUGAAAUAUCCAGGUUUGAAAGAAUUGAGGAUUGAUUUAAGUAUGAAAGACUUAGUUGAUCCAGCUAAAAAGAUUUCUGAGGAAAAACCAUCAAAAACAGUGUCAAAGAAAUUUAUUGGCCGAUCAACAAAACAGAAAGAUCAUAAAAGAGAUCAGAUCUCAGAGAAAAAUGCUAGCAAAAACCAGUCCACUAGAGGAUUGGCCCAUGAACUGAAGUUAUUGCAUGAACCUUCCAUUCAUCACAAAAUUUCUGCCCAAUAUUCAAAUGAUAGAUCAAAACCACUAAAAAAGCGGACCAGGCAUGGGUUAGAUGGAAAUGAACAAGUUGAUUUAAAAGAUACAAACAAAAUUGAUUUUGAUAAUAGCAAGCCAGCAGACAAUAUUCGAAAGAGCAAGCUUGAAAAACCUGCUGAUAUACCAGAAAAGGUAAAAAAGUCCUUGAAAUCAAACAGUGCUGGUAAACUUUUGAAGGACAAUAGUAAAAUAAAAACAGGGGACAAACUGACCAAUAGAAGCAAAAAUGCCAAGGCGAUCAAAGAAAUAAAAAGUAAAGACUCUAAAACAGAAAAAGCAAAAACAGUACCUCAACAAAAACAGCAGGUUAAAGGUAAAUGUGACAGUUCUAGUAAAAGAAUCACAUGUGGAUCUACAGAGAACAAACAAAAUGAAAAAAUGGAGGGGACAUUAAAUGUUUUAAAGGCUGCAGAUAGGCGUACAGGAGAAGCUGAAUCAGUAACAUGUAAAACUGAUAAACAAAUAGAUACUAAGGUACCAGUAGUGAAAAAAUACCCUGAAAGAACAUGUAAGGCAAGAUUGAGUGUAAACUCAUAUAAUUCCAGUAAACAGUCAGAAGAAACCCAAAAAACAAAACACAAAACACUUUCCCUGUCUAAAGCUACUGUGCAUAAUUCUUAUGAAACAAAUACUGAGAAAUCUGCUGAAACUGCAGAGCCUAAAACUGUUCUGUUAGUUCAACACCCUGACAGUAAAUCAAAGAAAAAGAGAAAACGAAAAGUGAAACCAUGGUCAUGGGGUAAUGAAAAGAAACGAUACAAACCAAAGUUGAAAGUUCAGAGUGACAAUAUUCCUCGGAGCGAGACUUCAGAAAGUGACACUGUCAGUUCAAAUUUAGUGAGUGAUGAAGCAAUGCAAGAAAAUUCAGGAAAAAGUGAAACUGAUCAUCAGAAAAAAUGUGAAGAUGAAGUGGCAGGGACAAACAGUGAAAGGGAAAUGUAUUUGAAUAAUAACCAAGAGCAUGACUUGGUGCAUGAGGCACAAACCUUAGCUGACAGCUUGUCAAGUCUGGUGAGACCAAAUUCAAACUCAAAGAAAAGUAGAAGGAAUAGUUUGGUGAUCAAAAAGAGAAUUUCUAGACACACUGAAACUCAUAAUAUGCUGAAUAUAGGAUCUCAAAGUGAUCAUGAAAAUCCAGAUUCUGGCAAUCAUUUGAUUAACAAUCCACCUGGUAAUUUGAUUCAAAUAAAUGACGGACUCGAACAAGAACAUGUUCCUGAACAUGAUGAAAAGUCUUCAGAUAGUGGCAUUCAAUCUUUAGCUGGUUCUCCUGCUGGCAAUGAAUCUCCAAAUUCAGUAUCUAGUGAAAAUUUAAGUGCUAAUGGUAACAAGACAUCAAAAAAUUGUUUAAAAACUUUGUGUAACUCUCAUUUAUUACCAUCAUCAGCAUCAUCAGUUGUUACCAAUGACAAGAUCUCAAUUUCUUCAAAUGAACUAGUCUCAAGUGUUUUAUGUGCAACUGCAUCUUCAAGUGUCAGUUCAUUCUCUGUCACAACAUCGGUUAAAUCAAUGUCUGAAACAACGACUGUGUAUUCCAAGAACACCCCUCUUUCAUCUCCUGUUGUUUCAACAUCAUCUGCUUAUACUUGUUUAAAUGUAAACACUACAACAAACUCUGCUUCAUUGUCUGAUUCAAGAAACUCAGUGUCAUCCUGUGUGAACAGUGCUCAUUCACCAAGCAAAAAGAAGAACAGAGCAAAGUUCCUGCAGUCACGAAAGUCAAGCACAUUGUUGCAGAAAGGCAGACUACCAACAGAGGAAGAGAAAGAACAGAGGCUUGAAGAUAAAUUUGACUAUUUAAGUAGAAAUUGUGCCAAAGAGAAGUGUGACAACUGUACAACAGGAAAUAAUGAACAUUCGCUCAUAAAAAACAGUAAUACGCUAGAUGUUGCUGCCAGUGCAAUACAAAACAGUGCUAAUUUUGCGCCAAAUGUUCCACUGAAUUCAUCAAGUGAUUUGACAACAAUUAAUGUUAAUGAUAUUUUACCCUCAGAACAUGAAGAUGAUCGUGAAUCUCAUUUUCUUACUAAUUCUCCUGAACAAGAAAUAGUGGAAAAGAUUAUUUCUCACCUACCACUUGAGGUUCCAGAUGUGGAGACAUACAAGCAUAAAAAGAAAAAGAAGUCAAAAAAGAAAAACAAGAGAAAAAGGUCCCAUUUGGAAACAGAGCCGACUGAAGUAAAGAAGGGUAAAUAUAUUGAAGAGGAACAUUCUGAUAUAAAAACAGACGAAAAUGAAAGUGCUAUAGAAAAUAAUUUCAAAGAACAUGAGGAUUGUGUUAAAGCAUCAUGUUCGAUGAAUACUGAACAUGCUCAGGUAUUGCAUGAGUCUGAAUCUGAAUUACCAAAACAGGAUGACAAAGAUAUUGAGUUAGAAACUGAAGUGACACCUGUGCCAGUUUCAUCUGAAUCAGAAAACUUUUGUCAGGAUAUUGUUAACUCGCUAGUGGCAAUAGUUGAAAACUAUAGCAGCCAAAUUACUGACUCAUACGGUGAUAACAAUGAAGAACUUGAAGCUGAUCUACACAGCACUGAAGAGAUAGAAACAACUAGUAGGGUUGCAAAUGAAACUGAUAAUGAGAAAACAGAACACCAAGAGCCUAUCUCAGAAUGUGAAGAUAAUGAUGACAAUUUAGAUAAUGAAAUAGAUGAGAACUUAAAUGCUAUGGAAAACCCGGAGUUUGAAAUCCGUAAUGUUAUUGAUGGCAUUCAGACUGUUAUUGAAAACUGGGACAAUGAUGAUCAUAGCCCAGUAGAUGAACUGUCAGACAAAAUCAUAACAGAGGGUUCAUCUGAUACUUCAAAUAUUACAGCAGUCUUUCCAUUACAGCGGAAACGUGGCAGGCCACCUAACAAACGCAAAAAGUCAAAAAUAUUAACAUUGCAGAAGUACAAAAAUAAGUACAGAUACAUAAGCUUUAACAAAUUUAAGUGCAAAGCAGCUCAGCCUCCUCAUAAAGUCCAUCAAGAAAUGUUCAUAAAACGUGGCCCAGGAAGACCCAAAGGUUCCAAAAAUAGGGUCAAAAGUAAUGUUGUGAAAGAGAAAAGACCAAGAGGUAGACCUAAAGGUGCAUUGAACAAGGUAAAAAAACUAAAUGUGGAGCAAACAAUGCCAAAUGGUUCAGCAGCAGCAAGUGUUCAAGGAGCACAUGAAUUUGAGAGCCUGCAAGAGAAUGGUUUUGCUCCUCCCGUCAUGAUGCAGUGGAGGGAAAGUAGGGUCAUGCCUGGAUUGGGAGAGGAGAAAAAGAAAAGGGGGAGACCUAGAAAACGGCCUUUGCCAGAAGUUGGACAGAAACCAAAAAAAAGAGGAAGACCAGUUUUGAACAAAAACAAACUUUUACAUGAUAUUCAUUCAGAGAAUGAUUCCAGUUUUAAAAAGAUAGAUAAUGUUGCUGCCCUAGGACCAAGUCUUGAUAUAAGAAGGAAACCUGGGAAGAAGAAGGGUUUUAAACAGAAUAAAUUAAGACAUCCUUCUAGUGUAUCUGAUGCCUUGAUCUCACCUGGUAGGCUUGACCAGGAGAUGGACACUGAAGGACAUGACUUUAGUGUUCGGGAACCUGCACAGUCAAUAAGUUCUCACGACUCUGACAACAGUGGUGUUGGGAGUAACUUGUGUGCUAAAACGUCAGCCAUCCAGCUGUGGAUGGAGAUGAGUAAACACAGGCGGAAAAAGAACAAGAAAAAAAUGUUUCAUUUUAAGAGCAAGCAUAAGAACAUUGUUGACCCAGUUUUCAUUGCUGAAGUUGACCUAGUUACUGAUGUUUUUCCAAGUUUGGCCAUUUCUCCAAGUGGCGAAACCUAUCUUAGAGUAAGACCUGGGGAGGUGCCUUUGCCAUCUAUUUUUAAGAUUGUGAGAAUUGAUGUGAAGAAAAAGAAAAAAGACAAGCUGUUUGUGUUUGAAAAAGCUAAGCCUUUAAAGCCAAAGAAUGAUGAAUUGUCGACUAAAGACAAGAUUAAACUAGGAAGAAGGAUAAGCAUUCUUGGUGAGAGUUCUAUGGACCUAGAUGAUGGCAGCGGUCAAAGACAGUGUAACCUGCCGCCGAAGAAGCGCCAUAAGCUGUUUUCCAUCGGUGCAGGGGAUGAUGGAAAGCCAGAGAGACGUAAAGUUGGACGUCCCCGGAAACAGUCAGCCCCACAUCAACCGUCUGAGUUUGCCUUUGGAGAUGUCCAGCGUAAGAAGGAUACAUUCAAGCUUGGUGAUGAUGGUAGUGAUGACAUCUCUUUUGCCUCCGUGGCCAAGUCUGGAUCCUCUGCGGCCUUCUCCCCUCCACGGCCCCAGGUCACUGGGGCUGACCCUGUAUCCAUGGCAACCACCUUAACUUUCACCACCAAGGUGGGGUCAGUGGCCAGAUCUGGAAAUGGGCACAAGGUCACAUCUGGCAGUAGUGUCACCUGUGGUCAAAUGGAUUUAACUAGUAAGGAUUCUUCAAAGGAUAAGACCGUUCUGAAAGGUUCACUUCUUGGUGGAAUAAAUCUAUCUUCUGAAGCUACUGUUAGUGUUGAUGAUGCUGAUGAUAUCUGUGAUAAUGAUUCCAAUGAUCUUGAGGUGGAAAAGAUUAAUGCUAGUGCUAAUCAUAGGUCAGAUGAAUGUGCUGGGAAUAGAAAUAACUUAAAAAGAAAACAUGUUAAAUCAGACAAGUUAAAAUCAACCAAGAAAGCUAAAAAAAGGAAGCUGCCAGGAGAUGGAGUGACCGAGGGUGGUGCUGUGAGGACGUCUCGCCAGACAAUCUGCCCGGAGUCCCAACCACUUCCCACAAUCCAUCGGGAAGAUGGAUGCCAUAGCGAUCCUGAUGACGAUGAUGGAAACAAGGGGAGCAAAAGGCGUGGGUCCGCGGAGAGCCGGGAAAGUGACACAAGCAUUGUGAAGAAACAGUCGACCCUGCAGAAGAAGCGCUACCAGAAGGCUGGCCUUUACUCUGACUCCUAUAAGGACGAGAGUGGUGUGAAGGAGAAAGACAUGAGCAGUAUGAUCUUCUCGUUUGACCCGCCCCUCCACUUCGGCCACCACAUGCUGCGAACAGUGACUGACUUCCAGCUCCCGUACGACACCUGGUGGCUACACUACAAUGAUAUGCUUCCGAAGAAGGGUGAUGGGCAGCAGUACAGGAAGAUAAGAAACAACAUCUAUGUGGAUGCGCGUCCAUCGUGCCCUUAUGAGGCUCAUACCUGUAACUGUUCAGUGCCACUAGGCCAGGGAGCGAAAGGUUGUGGGGAGGACUGCCUUAACAGGUUGAUAUACUCUGAGUGUUUCACAGACAUGUGCCCCUGUGGUCCGGCCUGCUCGAACCAGGCCAUACAGAAGCGCCAGUUUGCCCCUGGACUCCAGAAGUUCCUUACUAAAGAACGGGGAUUCGGUGUCCGCACCAUCAAACCCAUCAAGGGCGGUGACCUUGUGACGGAGUAUGUGGGCGAGGUGGUGAGUGAGCAGGAGUUCCGGCGGCGGAUGACAGAGGAGUACUCCCAGGAGUGCCACCACUACUGUCUCAAUCUAGAUGGUGGCAUGGUCAUAGAUGGGUACCGCAUGGGUAAUGUGGCACGCUUCAUCAACCACAGCUGUGAACCCAACUGUGAGAUGCAGAAAUGGAAUGUGAAUGGUAUGUAUCACAUGUGCCUGUAUGCCCAGAAGGACAUCGAGCCUGGAACGGAGCUGGUGUAUGACUACAACUUCCAAUCCUUCAAUCAUGAUGCACAGCAAAUAUGCAAGUGUGGAAGCCAGGUGUGUAGAGGUUUAAUCGGGGGCCGGACCAAGGCUAAGGCUGCAGAGAAGGGCCUCUCUAAGGUGAAGGGCAAACAUCAGAAGGACAAAAGAAAGUCCAAGGUUAGACCUGACAAGAUUGGCGAAAACAACAAGCAUGUGUCAGCAGCCCAGAGCCAGAGUGCUCCUGUGUUCGGUAACCAACUGAUCCCCCCAUUCAUCUCCCAGCUGUCCAUCAAGAAGAAGGAGCGUCUGUAUGCCCGCAUGCACGCCAUUUUCCUGGUGAGAAACCUGGAUAAACUCAGACAGAAGUUCACCAAGGAACCGGUGGUCCACAAACAUGCCAACGAGGAGGACUAUGUGAAAGGCACGCACUUCACUAAGAAAGAUGUGAUAACGACCCAGUUGACAGCCCUGAAGACGUCUCGUUCAGUGAAGACCCGACGUCAGACCGUGGCGGAGGAGGACCUUGAGGUGGGCAAGAUGGCGCGUCUGGCCGGGGUGUGUCGUGAAAUAUUCUCUGCCAUCACUGCUGCUAAAGAUGAGGAUGAGAAUGUGUUGGCUAUCCCGGACCUGUACCACCUGCCCGCGCGGAAGAAGCACCCGUGGUAUUACCAGGUGAUCCAGGAGCCCAUUGACCUUACCAUGAUAGAGAACCGAAUACUCUCCGGGGAGUACACCUCACUUGACGACUUUGAGAAGGACGUCAUGAAACUCUUCAACAAUGUUGAGACUUACUGUGGUAAGAAGUCCAAAAUGGGUGACAAUAUGCGGCAACUGAGGGCAGUGUACAGUACAGCCAAGCAGUCCCAGAUGUACAAAUUACAGGAGAUCCUGGGGGCGGGGGAGGCUAGGGUUCCUGACCCUGGCCCAGGAACGGUGUUGGAGCCCCAGGGUGGGGCCAUGUCUGACUUGGAAGGAGGAGAAAACAUGCAGGUUGCCACGCCCACCAUGUCUGUCUCAUCUGAGUCUGACAUCAGUGAGGUCUCAGACAAUAAAGGAGAGUGGGUUGUGGAGGAUGAAGAGGAGGAAGUUAUCCGCUGUAUCUGCGGCAUCUACAAGGACGAGGGACUCAUGAUCCAGUGUGAGAAAUGCUAUAUUUGGCAGCACACAGACUGCAUGAAGGUAAAGGGAGAUGAGGACAACUACCUGUGUGAUGAGUGUGAACCACGGCCCAUAGACAGGGAGGUUGAGAUAGUUCCCAACUCUGAUGACGAGGAUGAAAUGCCUGAUGACGGGAACCGGUACUUUAUGACACUGAUGAGGGACGACAUGCAGAUCAGACUGGGCUCCUGUGUGUAUGUGAUGAAGGAGAACCAGUCAAAGAGGUACUCGUACAAGAAGUCGGGCGGACUCAACAAGGACAAGAUGGACAUAUUUAGGAUUGAACGUCUAUGGAAGAAUGACAAGGGAGAAAAGUUUGCCUUUGGCCACACAUAUGUCAGACCACAUGAAACUUUUCAUGAGCCAAAUAGAAAGUUCUUUCCAAAUGAGGUAUUCCGGACUCCUCUGUACGAGAUAUUUCCCCUGGACUCGAUUGUUGGCUACUGCUGCGUGCUUGACCUCCUGACCUACUGUAAAGGUCGCCCCAAGGGUCACCGGGAUGAUGACAUCUACAUCUGUGAAUACCGCAUGGACAAGACGCUCCACUUGUUCUACAAGAUCUCUCCGAAACAAAGGAUACCUGUCAACACCAAAUCCUAUUGCUUUGAAAUGUAUGAAAAGAGAUUAAACCCAAAGAGGACAUACUCUCCGCACGAAGUUCCAGAGUCUUACAAGCGAAACUGGCGGGAGAAAAGCACAAGCAGCACAGAGGGCGGUGAGAGGAAGGCUGACGGCAAGACUGCAGUAAAGGUCCAGCCGGGGAUAAACACUCCCAAUAUGAGGCAGACCAAGCGAGCCAAAGUGAACAAGAUAGUCGAGUCCUUGUGUACAGGCAUUACCUCCCCGAGCAAGAAGCGCAAUGACCUCUCCUACCUGCUCACUCAUCACCAAUAGACAACCCUGAUUACAUAUCGAUGACAUCAUUUCUCGAAUGGCUUGUUCUCAUUAUUAAUGUAGCACGACUUUGCAUUUAAUUGCCAAUUUAAAUUAUUGUUAUAAGCUUUAACAUAAAAUAAAAAUUGUUCAAGUGAGAUGUCAAUUUUAUGUCAUUUUAUGAACACCAAAAGUUAACAUUUUCACACAUGGCUGUGCUACUCAUUAAAAGGUUUCUUUUAUGCUCACUUAAUGAAAUAGAAUUGAUUCACCUCUGACACAAACAAUUUUACCCUAUAAAUUAAAUACCAGCCAUGGCCACACUUGACCACAAUGAGAUCCUCAGCUUCUGUUUGAAGUUUGAUUUAAUGAUCGAAGACUUUGCCUUGAUGUACCUGUAUUAGCCAGGGUUAUUGACAUUUACCUAAUUAUAAUCUCACUAUCUUCCUAAUUGAAGGAUUACACUCUGUCUGGAGUCUUCGGAAAUAAUUACUAAUAUAAGGUGCAGUGUGUGUAGAAUUAAAUAUACAUAUUCUUAGCAAGUAUUGUAACUAGGAGUGGAGAUUAAAACUGGUUCAUGUAUUUUGCUGCAGUAAUUACUCAAAACUUUCCAAUUAGCAUAGAUGUAUAAUCUCUUGCCAUCUUAACUUGCAUUGAGUUGCUUUAUAUUAAUUUCUGAUCCAAGUUCAAUUGUACAUUCGCUACUUUGUUGUGUUUCUCAGCAUAAAUUUCACUCAAACAGUUGAACCCUGAUGGCUGAAACUCCUGGAGACUGGCGAAUUAACCUGGAGCCAAGCCAGUUGGAGCCAACAGGGUUUGACUGUACAUGUAUUUAUUAUAUAAUUGACUUGUUGGUUAAAUAAUCAGCCAAAUCUGAAAACCAUUUGUACAAUGUAAAAUAUCAAUAGCUCCAAGCAUCUCUGUACAUAUGUAAAUAUUGUAAAUAUGUAUGUUAGCCAUGAUUUGUAAAUACAGCAAUGCCAAUGUAAAUAUCCGUCAUGUUCAUGUAUAUUCUGUGUUUAAGGAGGUAUUGUAUAUUUUUCUAUAGACAGCCAUAAGGAUCAGAACACUGGGGUGCAAUAUUAACGGGAGUUGUUUUGUACAUAGCCAUUUGUGUUAUGCCAUUUUGAACAAUUUGUAUCAUAGCCAUGUCAUAGUCUCUCUAUUUUGAAGCCAGCAAUCCUUCGAUAAUUGUUGAAUUGGAAGGAGAUUGAAGUAAUGUGUUACAGUUCUGAAAUAAUGUUAUAAUUUCUGAGUGACGCAAUAAAAUUUGCCAUUGUUAAGUAUAGUUCUAUGCAAGAUUAUGUUUUAGAAAGUUUUCUUAACAAAGUUGUUAGUGAAUUGUAGAUGUUUGGUCAUUGUUAAUGGUAUUACGAUGUACAUUGUAUCACUUGUCUCAAUUUACCACAUAUGUACAGGUUGUCCGAUAGUAAUAUAUAUAACAUGCAGUCUUAUAUCACCAAAGUUUGACCAGAAUAAAACCAUUGACUGUCUCUAGAUUAAAUACUGAGUGCCAUUAUGUUAUAUAUUAUAGUUGAUGGUAACAUGUUAACUGGUUAUGAAGAUGAGUGUUUUGUAUUUGCAUUUGUUAGAUUGUGUUCACAAUACUUAUGUUUGGUAUUAGAAAUUAUUUUCCAUAUAAAACAAGUGUUCAUUUAAAUAGGAUGUACAAAGUUGGAAUGUCCAUCAACAUAUAUAUACUGUGAAAUCAUUAAUGUUCGUGGGCAUGAAAUUUCGUGGUUUGCCGAAAAAAAACAAUUUCGUGGGUACUUGAAUUCGUGGAUUUUCAUUUUUGAAAAAAAAUAAAAAUCGAAGAUGCGAUCGUCCUAGAUCGUCUGCAUAAUAUCCACGCGCUGGCCCGUGAUUUCCGUCUUCUACGUCACUCGGUUUAUGACACUCGCUAAUGUGGUACGACAUGCCAAUUAGUGCAUAUACCCAUGUCACUUAUCGAUUUAAUUGGGAAUAAAGGUAAUAAAAGAAGAUGUACCCUGAUCAUAAAAACAGAUACGGGAAGCCAUUGAAUGCCAAUUAAGAAUUUUGCAAACUGUGAAAACACCGAAAAGGUGCGUAUAUUGUCACGUUCGGUGCUUAGUAACCUUCAAUAUACUAGUAAUCGAUUUAUUAUUUUAUUAAAUAAAAAAAUCGAGUAUGGACACGUGCUUAUAGCUGUCAUUUGCUGCAUAAAACACAUUUAAUUGAUUUGGUUGAUUAUUUGUUAAUGGCAGUUAUAAUAUAUUAACAGAAUAAUGAUCGUAAGUUAUACAGUGAGACAGGUUUUAACACUGUAUACUGCGACCUCUGUAAAGAAUAUACUAGAGUAUGUACGUAACAAGGCAAUUGAAAAAGUGAAUAAAGGGUUUAUAUUUCGUGGGAUCUUGAAUUCGUGGUUCACCCAACCCACGAAAACCACGAACAUUAAUGCCCCACGAACAUUAAUGAUUUCACAGUAUACAACCUGAAAAUAUUUUUAAUUCUGGACAUACUGCCAUUGACAAUGUUUGGCUUUUAUAUCUGUAAAUACUGUUUACAUGUUCUGGCAUAUUUUUAAAUGGCAGCUAUUUAUUUUGUUUUGUAUAUGAGCUUGAUGCUUGCAGCUUUCAUACAUUCUGUUGAAUUGGAUGCCUUUUUGUAAGGAGGGAGAAUGUGUUGUUUUUUAAAUAAAAUUGAUUUUAUUAACAUUUUAAUGUUUUAACCAGCAAUCUUCUUUAUAAUACCUGAAAAUGAAGUAUAUAUUCAGAUUCAGAGGUUUUAAAUGACAUCUUUGUUUAAACACAUGUAUAUGUAUAACUUACCUAUUUAGAGAUUCGAACACAGGUGUUUUAGCUGAAUAGUGUCUGUUAUCAAGAACAAGUUUCAGGGAGGGUAGUCCGGCAUUAUCAAACUAUUAUUAUUCUGCCAUACUUAUCAUAAUUAUUUACAUCUGAUAUUGGUGCUAGGAAAGGUUCCCAUACAAGUGUACGCAAAUCUUAAUUCUACUUGUAACCUGAUGUUUACUAAAAAACAUUCUUCUUUUAUUUUUAAAGCUUCGAUUUCUAAAACAAGGUACGCCAAUUAAAUACUAUUUACUGUUAAGAUAGUUUCAAGAUUCAUUAUGCUUUGUUUUUGACAUAAAAUGAUUAUUAACCUAUUUGAAAAAUGAUGAUUUACAGUUUCUAACAAUAUGAUUGGUCAUUAGUUUUGGUGUUUAGAAAACUACUAAUGCUGUCUUCAGAGGGGCUUAUUACUAUGUCAUGAAAUCCUUCAGCUUCACAUUUAUGUACAAAAUAUAAAAAAAAUAAUCCUAAAAUAUUACAGCAAUAUUGUUAAGUCUGGUGACUUCCUUUUUACAAUGUUUUAUUUUUAUGCAUCCAAAGGUGGGCAUAUUAAAAUCGCACCGUCCGUCCGUCCUUCCGUGUGUCCGGCUCAAUAACUCGUGUCCGGGCUGUAACUUUCCCUUCUAUGGACAGAUUUUAAAAUAACUUGCCACAUGUGUUCCACAUACCAAGACGACGUGUCGCAUGCAAGACCCGUGCCCCUACCUCAAAGGUCAAGGUCACACUUAGUGUUUAUUCACAAUGGAGUGCUGCAUAUAAGACAAAGAGUAUAGGUUGUCGUGUCCGGGCUGUUACUUUCCCUUGUAUGGACAGAUUUUAAAAUAACUUGCCACAUGUGUUCCACAUACCAAGACGACGUGUCGCGUGCAAGACCCGUGCCCCUACCUCAAAGGUCAAGGUCACACUUAGUGUUUAUUCACAAUGCAGUGCUGCAUAUAGGACAUAGAGUAUAGGUUGUCGUGUCCGGGCUGUUACUUUCCCAUGUAUGGACAGAUUUUAAAAUAACUUGCCACAUGUGUUCCAUAUACCAAGACAACAUGUCGCGUGCAAGACCCCUGUCCCUACCUCAAAGGUCAAGGUCACACUUAGUCUUUAUUCACAAUGGAGUGCUGCAUAUAGGACAUAGAGUAUAGGUUGUCGUGUCCCGGCUGUAACUUUCUCUUGUAUGGACAGAUUUUAAAAUAACUUGCCACAUGUGUUCCACAUACCAAGACGACGCGUCGCGUGCAAGACCCGUGCCCCUACCUCAAAGGUCAAGGUCACACUUGGGUGCUUAUUCACAAUGGAUUGCUGCAUAUAUAAGGACAUAACAGUGUCGGUUGUCAACUAUGGGUGGUAUUUUUUAUGUUUAGAGGCAAUUUAAAAUAACUUGCCAUAUGUAUUUGAAAGGCAAGAUCAACUUUUCAUGUACUGACCUUGUUCAUAUGUCAAUGUCACAAUCGGGGGCAUUCGUCACAUACUGUGACAGCUCUUGUUCUAAAUGUGUUGUGAAAUAUUUUUAUUGUUACUUUUCCGGAGAUAAUUUUUAUCUUUUCUAGCCUGUUUAGCAUGUAGAUUUUCUUCUGUUGAUCAUAUCAUCUCAGUCUCAUAUUGCUUAUUUGUAUGAACAGUUUUAUUUAAUACUGCCUGUUAAGUCACAAAGCAUUUUGUGUGAGCAGAUUUUCAUUGUUAUUUAUAAAAUUUGUUGUGAUGAUUACACAAAAAUAAAGAUUUAAAACUGAU
This is a messenger RNA of Mya arenaria, 14358 nucleotides long. RefSeq lists its product as uncharacterized. Gene Ontology annotation, molecular function: protein binding; DNA binding; histone methyltransferase activity. The transcript is spliced from 25 exons. The record is from RefSeq and is a predicted model, not a curated record. Gene Ontology annotation, cellular component: nucleus. NCBI's taxonomy places the organism in Eukaryota, Metazoa, Mollusca, Bivalvia, Myida, Myidae. The coding region runs from base 149 to 9844 and encodes 3231 amino acids.